Messenger RNA from Cooperia oncophora, 1368 nucleotides. The record is from the annotation of a GenBank genome assembly. Lineage: Eukaryota; Metazoa; Nematoda; Chromadorea; Rhabditida; Trichostrongylidae.
AUGCGCUGUCUCAUACUUCUGGUAGCCGUGGGAGCGGUACUGGCUCAGUACGAGUCCGAAAACUCGGGUUAUGAGACAGCCGAGAAAGAACAACCUCCACCACCACCAAUGUCUUCCGAUGGAGGCGAUCAGCAAGGAUAUAACAGCGAUGGAGCAUUGCCAUCACCUGGAGGAGGCGGCGGCAGACCUCGACCUCCUCCUCCUCCACCACCACCUUCAGGAGGAGGUGGUGGUGGUGGUGCAGCAAGACCACGAGGAGGAGGACCAGGACGACCAAGAGGAGAACAAGGAGGAGGGCGACCUCGUCCACCACCGUCACCAGGAGGAGGAUCGCCACCUCAGCCCGGAGGCUACACCGGUGGAACUUCCGGAGGUGGAGGAACAUCCGGUGGUGGUGGAGGAUCUGGAGGAUAUGAAAGUGGGCCCCCUCCAAGACCUUCCCCAGGACCAGGACCCAGCCCUGGCCCAGGACCUCAGCCUGACGGAUAUUCAGAAGGAGGAUCGCCACCUCAACCCGGAGGUGGAGGAACAUCCGGUGGUAGUGGAGGAGCAUCCGAAGGAUAUGAGGAAGACGAUAACGAACCUGCUCCAGGACCAGGACCUCAGCCCGGAGGUUACUCAGAAGGAGGAUCAUCGUCUCAAUCGGGAGGUAGUUCUGGAAGCGGGCCGGCACCGGGAGGAUAUGAUGGAGAUGAUAGUGGACCUGCCCCAGGACCAGGACCCAACCCAGGCCCAGGGCCAGGACCUCAACCUGGAGGCUACUCCGGGGACGGAGAACAACCUGGAGGAUAUGAUGGGGGACCUGGGCCAGGGACUCAACGGCAGGAAGGCUUAUUCUGGCAGGCGGGAAGCCACCAGAAGGGAUAUGAUGGAGGUGAUGACGGACCCCUCCAAGACGCAAGGCCCAGGCCAGCCGCAGGACGGCGUCAGCCCAGGACCAGGACCAGCCCAGGACCAGGACCCAGCCCAGGACCAGGACCUCAGCCCGGAGGUUACUCAGAAGGAGGAUCAUCGUCUCAAUCGGGAGGUAGUUCUGGAAGCGGGCCAGCACCGGGAGGAUAUGAUGGAGGUGAUGGACCUGCUCCAGGACCAGGACCCAGACCUAGCCCAGGACCAGGACCCAGACCUAGCCCAGGACCUCGACCAGGACCAAGACCGAAUCCAUCGCCAGGACCAACACCCGGAGGAUAUGGAGGGCCACCUCCACCACCUGCAGGUGGCGAAGAUGACUCGCAAUAUCAAUCAAACGCCAGUUAUCAGCAGAAUGAAGGCCAAGGAAAAAUUUCCCAGCACCAAAUCCAUAAGAUGCUAGUGGAAACGAUGGUCUCGCUUACAGCAAUGUUCUCGUGCUCGCCGUUAAGAGCUUAA